Molecule: messenger RNA, 645 nt
Organism: Kickxella alabastrina
Lineage: Eukaryota; Fungi; Kickxellomycota; Kickxellomycetes; Kickxellales; Kickxellaceae
Product: SCO1/SenC-domain-containing protein
Exons: 1
Biological process (GO): mitochondrial respiratory chain complex IV assembly; intracellular copper ion homeostasis
Cellular component (GO): mitochondrial inner membrane
Molecular function (GO): copper chaperone activity; copper ion binding
Source: RefSeq, a predicted model, not a curated record
GGGCCCCUGUCUCCCGUUGGCAUCGGGCUGUUCCUUCUCUCAGCGGCAGGCAUUGUCUACUAUUUUACGAUCAAAAAGGAGCAGAUUCGCAAGGAACGCAUCGAGAAUCAGGGCAAGCAGGGUAGCGUGGGCAAGCCCGAGGUCGGUGGACCCUUCGAGCUGAUCGACCAAAACGGCCAUGUGUUCAGCGACAAGGAUCUGCGGGGCAAGUUUGCGCUGAUAUACUUUGGGUUUUGCCAUUGCCCAGACAUUUGCCCAGACGAGCUGGACAAGAUCGGUGACGCGCUGGAGAUUCUGGACCGCAGCCCAUUGACUCGCGGUGUUAUCCAGCCGGUGUUUAUCACGUGUGAUCCGCAGAGAGACUCGCCGGAGGCUAUUGCCGAGUACUUGCCGCAGUUCCAUCCCAAGUUUGUUGGUCUGACGGGAUCGAUCGACCAGGUGCGCAGUGCGUGCAAGGCGUUUAGGGUGUAUUUUAGCAAGCCGCCAAAGGUCGCCGAUAACCAGGAUUACUUGGUUGAUCACUCAAUUUUCUCAUACUUUAUGGACCCCGAUGGCGAGUUUAUUGACGUGUACGGCAAGGACAGGACUGCUGAGUACAUGGCCGCGGACAUUGAGCGGCGCAUCAAGCAGUUUGUAGAUGCCGGG